Molecule: messenger RNA, 429 nt
Organism: Lottia gigantea (owl limpet)
Lineage: Eukaryota; Metazoa; Mollusca; Gastropoda; Lottiidae
Exons: 4
Coding region: 1-429 (142 amino acids)
Biological process (GO): 'de novo' NAD+ biosynthetic process from L-tryptophan
Cellular component (GO): cytoplasm
Molecular function (GO): L-tryptophan 2,3-dioxygenase activity; indoleamine 2,3-dioxygenase activity; heme binding
Source: RefSeq, a predicted model, not a curated record
AUGUCGUCUGUUAAGGCUUGUGAUAUGAAAUUAGUGGAUUAUGAUAUAUCACCGAAAAUCGGAUUUCUGCUAGAAGAUCCUUUGAUGUCUGAAUUAGAUGACAACCAGUUGAUUAGUUACAAGGAGUUACGACUGGCUCAUACACAGUUAUCAUGUAUUGGGAGUGGUUACAUUUGGCAAAAUGGUCCCACUGGUACACCGGAUAUGAUACCAAGAUGUUUAGCUGUACCAUGGUAUAAUGUAUCCAAGAAAAUAUGUUUAAACCCUAUCCUUCAUUAUCCUUCACUGAUAUUAAACAACUAUACCAUUAUUAACCCAGAUAAGCCAUUUUCUGUGCAACAGAUACGUCUGCAAGGAUUUAAGGAAUUCAAUGUCAAUCCGACCAGAAUUCAUCCCAUCCCUCAAUCAUUUUUCUUACGACUGACCUGA